AUGUAUUUGAGACGUUCAGUCGCGCUAGUGCGCUCUCUUAGAAUGUAUUCCACUGAAGGGGCGUCCGGUAAUGAAGAGCUGCUGCUUGAAAAACUGAAAACUGUACCAGAAGAAUUGGAUAAGACUGCAAAGUCCAAGCUUCCAAAAGAGAACAAGCAAUUCAGAAGCCCAAAUCAAAACCAAAACAAGCCCCGCAUUUCGAGAGAGAAGCGUUCGCAAGGGAAGAAACCAAGAGCACAACACCCGUCGUCCAAAUCGAGGUCCGCUCGUGACUACCGUAAGGGAAACAAGCAAAGCGACGAUGCUUACGACAAUCAGGAUAUGAAACCUUAUGUUGAUAUAGCUACGAAGGCAUUAGACGACUUACCAUUGAAGACGCUCAAAAGCCAAAACAUUCAACCUGACAUGGACCACUGGGAAAACAUCGUGAAGAGACUUGAGAAGGCUACUGCACAAAGGGACAAGCUCAAGAAAUGUGAGCUCCCAGAGGUCAAAUUGCAUGACUUAAAAUCACUCGGAGUAAUUGAUUCCAGUGUUGACAACGAAGAGUUGAAAGUCACCUGGGAAGCUAUCGACGCGAUUAAUGAUAUCAAAAAGUUCGUCAAGAACAUAAACUAUUUUGAGGCCCCAGAUCCGCUACAAUAUAAGAUCAAGGAACCAUCACCAGGCGAGUUAGAAUUAAACAAAUCCCAGAUGGCAUUCAGUUUGAGGUCCAGAAUGUUGCGCGCGAUUUCAAAGUUUUCAGACCAGCACGGCUUGGCCCUGAAUUCCACAAACCUUGGCCAAUCCCAACUUCAUGGAAUGAACAAAUUGUAUCCAUUCGCCAACCCGAAUAUACCAAAGGCUGGAUUCAGCAAGGUCUCUGACAUCAAGUCCCUUUCGAAAUCAUCAGGUGCAGAUUUCAAGAACGUCAUCGACACCACAGUCAGGGGUAUAAGACCAGAACUCAAAUUUUACAAAACAGGCCAGUUCAAGACGGAGCAGUCACGCGUGAACGCCGAGGUAGUGUCUCAUGCACUGAACUCGAACGCUCAGCUUCAAGUCGAUAACAUGCAUGUCUCAAUAGGAAGGACUCUUGUCGGAAAAGGAAAGCUUGCUGACCUUCCACAACCUCUUCCCUCUUCAAAAUAA
Messenger RNA from Ogataea angusta, 1131 nucleotides. RefSeq lists its product as uncharacterized. Bases 1 to 1131 code for a protein of 376 amino acids. Lineage: Eukaryota; Fungi; Ascomycota; Pichiomycetes; Pichiales; Pichiaceae. The transcript has a single exon. The record is from RefSeq and is a predicted model, not a curated record.